AUGACGAGGACAAAGGGAAAGGCAAGCAAGGUACUCAUUCCCAUUGCAGACGCCAGCCCCAGGAAGCAGAGGAAAGGAGCACAGCCUGUUGAAAGUAAUAUCACCUUGCUGGCCAUCACCCAGAUCAAAGAUCAGGUGAAGCACAAGCACAAGCAUGCACAGGUGACACGCAAAAGCUACAACAGAUAUGUUGCAUGUGGGCAGACAUGGCUGAAGACACACUUCAGCAAUACACCAGAUACAAGCGGCAGCAUGGCAAAAGAGCAGGACAGGGAGUCAUUGGAAUCACUCAUGGUUGCAGUCGGUGACGCUUACGAGGACCCAGCAUUUAGGGAAGCACUUGAAAAGACGCCUAACAGGCACUCAGAUAAGGCACUUGCACUCUUGAUUUCAUACAAAUGCUUUCAUGAGGACUGCAGGAUGAGUCCAUGCGAGGGCCUCUCAGCAGCAUUCAAGAAGCUCUGGGAAGAAGUGGAUGGAGACACCUUCUGUGGCAAGUGGCAUUACAAUGAUGCCCACCAGCGCUGGGAAGGCAAUCCCGUAUGUUCGGCAGAGGUGCAAGAUAUAAUCAAGUCUGUCAGGCACAAAACCAACAGUGACGGAGGGGAGAGAACACACUCGGUUGCAAUGUCCAAGAGCUACAUGGACCGGAUCCUUGCAUGGACUGACACAGUCUGCCCACAACUGACCUACAUCAGUCUCGUCAGAGUGAUCAUCACUGGCUGUGACUCCAAAUUUGCGGAGAAAAACCUCACCCUGGAAUCCUGGACACUGUACACAAAGAUUUUGAUGAACAUGGCAUUUAGCACCAUGGCCUGGAACCUUUGGAUGAGGAAAGACCUCACCAUUGAUCAUUCAGAAGUUGCCGCAGUGAUCAAUAAGUACCUUAAUGGUGAAACUCUGUCAGCAAAGGACCUCCAUGCCCAUUUCAAGGUCUUCCUGUCAAACCGCAAAGGCUGGCAACGAAAGGUAGACAAGGGUGUAUCUAAUCUGCACUGCAACCACUACAACCUGUACCCACAGCCCAACAUGCCAUCCUGUGACUGUUUUUUCUGGCUCCUCCUAUGGCUUAUAUUCCUUGAGUUCAUUCACUAUGGCCGACCGCUCGACCCUGAGGAUUACGUCUUCCCCACCAUGAGCACAAACGGCAUUGUGCAGCCUCAUGAGCACAUCUCACAUGAUGCAGUACAAGGAUGGAUCAACGAAGCGACAACAGCAGCUGGAAUACCUCAUGGACCUGGCAACAGCUUUACCACUCACACUUACAGAUGUGGUGGCGCACAGUGGCGCUGGAUGUUUGCGCCCAUUGGCCAGCACUGGACAUUAGCAAGGGUUCGGUGGUGGGGAUCUUGGGCAGAGAACGAGAAUCAUGACACGCUGAUCCGCUACUUACUCGACAAGCUGCACUCAUAUGAGAGUGAGCACAGUGACACCUUGUGCCCCACUCAGCGUGAAGUUGAUGGAUCACUAAUCAGUGAACACACCCUUACGAAGCCGGCAUGCACACAAGACCUGCUGUUGAUGCAGGAUUCAAUCACGGUUGAUGUUGCAGGGCUUCAGAGUGAUGUCUGCCAUCUCGCAACUGCCCUUACUCAUGGUGAAAGUGCAAUGGUUCACACUGGCAGCGCUGGCAGCUUCACCAUCCCACAACCAUCAGCGCAGCCACACCUGUCCCUUACUUCCUUCCACAGUGCAAUGCCUUCGCCACCAUCUGUCAGACCAGCUGACCAUAGUCAGCUGGUCACCACAUCUGUUCCCUCCAGUGCCCCAAUCCAAGCACUCAGCCAGAUCACAAAUAGCGGCACUGACAGUGUCCGCCAACUCCCCGAACAGGGUCUUGUGAUCCCUGCUGUCCCAGCACAGCGUGCUGAUGGGAACUACCCGCCCAGGAAGGAAUCCUGGAGGCAGAUUGUCCAGCACUGGUUGGAGGGUGAUCCCGCGCAUGGCUUGCUCCUCCCCCUUCGAGACUGGGCAAGAACAAGGCCCUCUUUGCCUCCAAGUAUAAGCAGCGCGCUACGCCACAGAUACAAUGGCAAUCAAUCCUUGUUCCUGGCUGCCUAUCCAGAGGCCAAUGAAGGCCAUAUGGGCCUCCUACACGCGAUCAACCAUGCCAGGAAAAUGCAUGGGGAACUCCUCCCCCAAAACACUCCCUCUUCUUCCUUCUUUCUCACACUCACACUCACACUCACCUUCUCUCUCUCACUCGCACUCACACACUCGCACUUCCCACUUCGCACUCAGACUACUCCACGGACACUCACUUCAACAAAAUACAAUCGUCUCUAA
Messenger RNA from Suillus subalutaceus, 2286 nucleotides. RefSeq lists its product as uncharacterized. The coding region runs from base 1 to 2286 and encodes 761 amino acids. The transcript has 8 exons. The record is from RefSeq and is a predicted model, not a curated record. Gene Ontology annotation, molecular function: DNA binding. NCBI's taxonomy places the organism in Eukaryota, Fungi, Basidiomycota, Agaricomycetes, Boletales, Suillaceae. Gene Ontology annotation, biological process: DNA recombination; DNA integration.